GUGCAGGAGAACUCUCCAGCCCAGCAGGCGGGCCUGGAGCCCUACUUUGACUUCAUCAUCACCAUCGGGCACUCGCGGCUGAACAAGGAGAAUGACACUCUGAAGGCUCUGCUGAAGGCCAACGUGGAGAAGCCGGUGAAGCUGGAGGUGUUCAGUAUGAAGACCAUGAAGGUGCGCGAGGUCGAGGUGGUGCCCAGCAACAUGUGGGGCGGCCAGGGCCUGCUGGGCGCCAGCGUGCGCUUCUGCAGCUUCCGCAGGGCCAGUGAGCACGUGUGGCAUGUGCUGGACGUGGAGCCAUCGUCACCUGCUGCCCUUGCUGGCCUGCGCCCCUACACAGACUACGUGGUUGGCUCAGACCAGAUCCUCCAGGAGUCUGAGGACUUCUUCACGCUCAUUGAGUCCCACGAGGGGAAGCCCUUGAAGCUGAUGGUUUAUAACUCCGAGUCUGACUCCUGCCGGGAAGUGACUGUAACUCCCAACGCAGCCUGGGGUGGAGAGGGCAGCCUGGGGUGUGGAAUUGGCUAUGGGUAUCUACACCGGAUCCCAACGCAGUCCUCCAGCCACAAGAAGCCACCUGGUGCCCCACCACCGGAUGUGAAGCCACCUGGUGCCCCGCCACCUGAUGCCCUACCUCCUGGUGCCCCACCAUCUGAUGCCCCACCAUCUGAUGCCCCGCCACCUGGAGCCACUCCCCAGGGACCUCCUGCCUUUCCUGGCCUAGAGAUGGGUUCCAGGCAGAGUGACUACAUGGAGGCCCUGCUGCAGGCACCUGGCUCCUCCACGGAAGGACAGCUGUCCAGGCCUGGGAGUCCCAGCCGCAGUGCUGCAGACCUCGAGGGACUGCCACAUCCCAUGGAGACUCCUCUUCAGCCUCCACCUCCGGUGCAGCGAGUCAUGGACCCAGGCUUCCUGGACGUGUCGGGCAUUUCCCUCCUGGACAGCAGCAAUGCCAGCGUGUGGCCCAGCAUGCCCUCGCCCACCACGCUGACGUCCACAGCUGUCCCGACCUCAGGGCCGGAGGACGUCUGCUCCAGCAGCAGUUCCCAUGAGCGGGGCGGUGAGGCCACCUGGUCUGGGUCAGAGUUUGAGGUCUCCUUCCCAGACAGCCCAGGUGCCCAGGCCCCGCCAGACCACCUGCCCCAGCUGACUCUCCCGGACAGCCUCACCUCUGUGGCCUCGCCGGAAGACGGGCUGUCUGCUGAGCUGCUGGAAGCCCAGGCUGAGGAGGAGCCGGCCGGCACGGAGAACCCAGAUUCUGAAGCAGAGGCUGAGGGGCCGGCCAGCCAGGCCCAGGUCUCUACCCCAGAGUAACCCUGCGCUGUGACAAGGCCCCGGGCACCGUACGCAGCUCUGCCUGACCUCAGCCCCGUCCGAUCUGCUUCCUAGGCUGCAGUGUCAGGUGACCUGCAGGGACUUCCGCGGGAGUGGGCUCAGAGUGCACUGGGGCCUUGCAUUUACCCCGACUCUGAUAUCCUGGCUUUGGUGGCUUCACACUAGUUGUCUGGGGUCGAGGAGGGCUUGGGGCAACCCCAGACUAAAUGUUCCACACAAGUUAGGAUGGGAAAGGAAGGAUUCUUUGCUGCUUAGUGGGGUCAAGAAGCCACAGUGGGUGGCAGAAGGAACUGGGGCACUGGGGAGAGGUACCCCCACUCUUCAGUCCAGUGGUGCUCCCGCUCUGGUCACUGUCCAGCCUGAAGACCAGCUGAAGGAGCAGGGGUCGGUGUCAGGUAUCAGCCUAGUCGCUCUGCAGGGCUGCACAGCUCAGCCAGCCCUGUCUGUACUGGGAGGGACCCCCUGAAGCCUCGGGACACCCAGCCUUCCCCAAAUACCUAUCACCAGCUCCCCCAACCAUGCUACAUGGCCCUGUGGGCACAGCUGGCUGACACGCCAGUCAUGGGAGAGAGGCAGUGUGUGCGUCCACCUUUCCUGGGGGAGGCGGGCUGGGAACACCAGGCCCUGCGGAAGAGACUCUCCUGCCUACACCGCAGGGCUUCCGCCCCAGGGCCCACACACCGCAGGCCUCGUUCUCCCAGGGGCGGUGGCUGUCAGCUUCCGAACUUACACAGCGGGCUCUAAGUACACAACGUACACACCGAUCCAGCCUGCCCACCGGUGAACAGUUGCAGGUUUAAGUUCACCAUCCUAAGCAAGGUCUGUCACACACAGCCCCCACACCAGGGUGGAUAAGGGCCUUCUGUCUGUCCUGCAGCACACGGGGAUGCCAGAUGCCAUUCCCAGCCUGGUGCCUCUGGAGGCUAGAGCUAGGUUGGGUCCUCUGCCUGCUCAGUUCCUGCAGAAGAGACAGACUCCCUCCAGGAGGGUCUUCAUCAGCCACUGUCCUACUGCUUUGCCCGGAGUCCCUCACCUCCCACACUGCUCUUAUGUGAGCGCCAUCACUGGCCUUGUCUUCGAGUCUGCCCCUUGAAAGUCUGCUCUGGGUCUACAGACCCGCUAUAUGGAGGGAGGGCCCUGGCGCAAGCUCCAGGCACUGUGACGUUUACAGCAAGCUCCCAGCUGCGAAGUCUGCAGGACAGCGAGCGAUUGUGUCCUAGUCCGUCUGGGAGCCCCACAGCAGUCAACAUAGAAGGUGGGAAGAGAGCUGCCAUACGAUGUUCUGUGGACAGCUUCCCCCAGCUACGUGACCCAAAGUUGCCUUCACUACAAGUUUUUGUUUGUUUGUUUGUUUUUGAGAGGUUUUUGCUAAAAGG
Molecule: messenger RNA, 2708 nt
Organism: Tupaia belangeri chinensis (Chinese tree shrew)
Lineage: Eukaryota; Metazoa; Chordata; Mammalia; Scandentia; Tupaiidae
Gene: GORASP1
Product: golgi reassembly stacking protein 1
Biological process (GO): Golgi organization
Cellular component (GO): Golgi apparatus
Molecular function (GO): protein binding
Source: RefSeq, a predicted model, not a curated record